GGCGGAAGCGGCGGGGCUGGAGGAGCUGGGCCCGGCGGCGGCGGUCCCGGCUGGCGGCGGCGGCUGGCGGCGGCUCAUGGACCCGGGGGUGGCUGGCCCGGCCGCGGCAGCGCCGCUCGCCCUGCGGCUCCCUGCGGAGGGAGAGAGGGGGGCGGGCGGCGUGAGCGCGGGGGAGGCGGGAGCGCCGGGCCGGGCGGGCAGGCGCAGACCGCGGGUUCACCUCGGUUCUCCCGCGCCCGCGGCCGGGCCUGGCACGCUUUGCUUUGCUUUCCUUUCCCUUCCCUUCCCCUCCCUUCCCUCACCCUUCCCCGCCCCGCCGGCUCGGCUGGGCUCCGCUCGACGCUCCGCGGGCGGCACCGCGCCGAGCCCCGGCCCCGCAAGGACAGGCGGUGCCGCGGUCGGCGGCGGGGGAAGAAAAGGACCCUGCACCUGCCGGGGGCGGGUCAGCCACAAACAUCAUUAUGUACUUCCAAAAAAACUCUGCGAAGAUCUCCAGCCUCCAGUUGCAGAAGCAGCUGUGGGGAGAGACUUUGCAGCGCCAUCCAGAGAACCUGCGCCUUUACAAAACCGCUCUAGGGGAAACUUGCCUCCCAAAACCACCUUCGCAUCCUCUUUUCCAUUGUUAAUACUCAGUGAUGACUGGAGUUAGACCCUUACUAAAGCAAAGCUACUGAAGAUGAGAUGAACACAAAAAUAAAAUCU
Molecule: messenger RNA, 702 nt
Organism: Pipra filicauda (Wire-tailed manakin)
Lineage: Eukaryota; Metazoa; Chordata; Aves; Passeriformes; Pipridae
Product: skin secretory protein xP2-like
Exons: 3
Coding region: 77-649 (190 amino acids)
Source: RefSeq, a predicted model, not a curated record